Messenger RNA from Pantherophis guttatus, 3709 nucleotides. RefSeq names its product ATPase H+ transporting V1 subunit B2 (gene ATP6V1B2). Gene Ontology annotation, molecular function: proton-transporting ATPase activity, rotational mechanism; ATP binding. Gene Ontology annotation, biological process: vacuolar acidification; proton transmembrane transport; ATP metabolic process. The record is from RefSeq and is a predicted model, not a curated record. Gene Ontology annotation, cellular component: proton-transporting V-type ATPase, V1 domain. Lineage: Eukaryota; Metazoa; Chordata; Lepidosauria; Squamata; Colubridae.
CUGCGCAGUCACGCGGCAGUCCAGACGGGAUAAGAUGGCGGCGAUGCGGGCUAUGCGAGGGAUGGUGAACGGCGCCGUCUCGGAGUUGAGCGGCGGAGGCGCGACGCGGGAUCAGGCGGCCGCCGUCACCCGCGAUUACAUCUCUCAACCCCGCCUCACAUAUAAAACAGUAUCUGGAGUUAAUGGACCGCUCGUAAUCCUGGAUCAAGUGAAGUUUCCCAGGUAUGCAGAGAUUGUGCAUUUGACACUCCCUGAUGGAACAAAGAGAAGUGGACAAGUCCUAGAAGUCAGUGGAUCCAAAGCUGUAGUUCAGGUGUUUGAAGGAACUUCGGGAAUCGAUGCUAAGAGAACAUCUUGUGAAUUCACUGGGGAUAUCCUUCGAACCCCGGUGUCUGAAGAUAUGCUCGGACGUGUGUUUAAUGGCUCAGGAAAACCUAUAGACAGAGGUCCUGUAGUCUUGGCCGAAGACUAUCUUGAUAUCAUGGGUCAGCCUAUCAAUCCUCAGUGUCGAAUCUAUCCAGAAGAAAUGAUUCAGACUGGCAUUUCUGCUAUAGAUGGUAUGAACAGUAUUGCCAGAGGCCAGAAAAUCCCCAUUUUCUCUGCUGCUGGAUUGCCCCAUAAUGAGAUAGCUGCUCAGAUCUGUCGUCAGGCAGGCUUGGUGAAGAAAUCCAAAGAUGUGGUGGACUACAGUGCUGACAACUUUGCCAUUGUAUUUGCUGCAAUGGGAGUGAACAUGGAAACAGCUCGGUUUUUCAAAUCUGACUUUGAAGAAAACGGGUCCAUGGACAACGUGUGUCUGUUCUUGAAUUUGGCUAAUGAUCCAACCAUUGAACGGAUAAUCACUCCUCGACUUGCACUGACCGCUGCAGAAUUCUUGGCUUAUCAGUGUGAAAAGCAUGUGUUGGUCAUUCUGACAGAUAUGAGUUCCUACGCAGAAGCUCUGAGAGAGGUCUCAGCUGCCAGAGAAGAAGUCCCAGGCCGGCGUGGUUUUCCUGGCUACAUGUACACAGAUUUGGCCACAAUCUAUGAACGAGCUGGACGAGUAGAAGGCAGGAGCGGGUCCAUUACCCAGAUUCCCAUUCUUACCAUGCCCAAUGAUGAUAUAACACAUCCUAUUCCUGAUUUAACGGGAUAUAUUACCGAAGGCCAAAUCUAUGUAGACAGACAGCUGCACAACCGACAGAUUUACCCACCCAUCAAUGUACUUCCUUCUUUGUCUCGAUUGAUGAAAUCUGCUAUUGGGGAGGGAAUGACCAGAAAGGAUCAUGCUGAAGUAUCAAACCAGCUGUAUGCCUGCUAUGCCAUUGGGAAGGAUGUCCAAGCCAUGAAGGCAGUAGUAGGAGAAGAAGCACUUACUUCUGAUGAUCUUCUCUACCUUGAAUUUCUGCAGAAGUUUGAGAGGAACUUCAUUGCUCAGGGGCCCUAUGAAAACCGCACUGUUUAUGAAACACUGGACAUUGGCUGGCAGUUGCUACGUAUUUUCCCCAAGGAGAUGCUGAAGAGGAUUCCUCAGAGCACUUUGGCAGAGUUCUAUCCCCGAGACUCCACUGCAAAACAUUAGCUUGCUCCUUUUGCUCCCCCCCAAAAAUACUGGAUUUUUCCCCCUUCCCUUGUGUUGAUGUUUACUUGUCAGCCCUGUAAUUAAACCAAGAAUAAGUGACAUAUUUGUGCCAGUGUUGCUGAUGUUUUAAGAUGAAGUUAUAACAGAGUUUAAAAUACUCUCCUUUUCAAACACUGGUAUCUUGAGUGGUUUAAUACACCUGGGAGGAAAUGGUAUAUUUUCAGAAUUAUCUUUGCUUUCCUGCAAGGGGUUUUUUUUUUCUUCUCCUUUAUGUGGUCAUGAAGAGCUGGCUGCCAUGCCAUUUUCGGACUGUUGGGGCAUAAGAAAAAUCAUCUAGUUGUGGAGGGAAAAGCUAGACCCAUCAAAAAUUGAGAAAAGUUGUAUUCCUUGUCCACUUGGGAGUUUUGGUAUUUGGGAGUUACUCCACUCUUAAGCCAUUCUGCAAACAAGUGGGCAAGAGAAAGCCAUCCACCAGGUUACCAUGGCUACUGGUAGCAUUUCAAGCCCACAAAGCGGCAUUGGCUUCAGCUACUAUAUGGCUAGGAAAUUGCCCAACAGUGAUUUUGCAAUAUUUGCACAUCCUGUUGCUUGCCCAGAAAAAGUACAUGAUUCCUAUCUCUUCUGUGAAAACAUGGCCUAAGGACUACUUUCCAGGUGGCCAGUCCCAUUGCCCGGCUGCACAUUUACAGAGUUGUAGACGUAAAUACGAAACAGCAGCAAAACGGGAGUUUCCUCCUCCCUUUUUUUCCUAUACUUCAUUGCAAAGUAAUCAAGGCAGAGGACAAUGUUGGCGAGGGUAAGGAUGCCUGCAGCUAACGAGUAUCUUGUUUGGUACAGCAUUGGUCUUCAAAAUAUGAGGGGUCCUUGGUGCUCUCUGACCUGGGUUGUUUUCUUGCAGACAUUUCAUUACCCAAACUAAGUAACAUCAUCAGUGCUAGUAAGGAGUGUGGUUUGCUGUCGGUUUAUAUUCUAGUGGUUUGCCCUGUCAAUGUUGUUGGAGAUGAUCUUAGAGAUUAUUUGGUUGGGUUGUUUACUGUGGGUGCUUUGGCAGUUUUUUGAUUGGGUUAUCAAGAAACUGCCAAAGAGCCAACAGUAAACAGCCCAACCAAAUGAAGACCACCCCACCAACACUGAGAGGCAAGCCACCAGAAUAUAAUUUGAGAACAAAGAUCACUCGUUAUCAGCACUGCUGAUAUUACCUAGUUGGGUCGUGAAAUCUCUGCAAGAAAACAAACCAACUCAGAGAGCACCAAGGACCCCUCAUAUCAAUCCUGAGCUAAUUUUUUUUCCUUUAUUAGUCUUCAAAAUACUCUGAAAAAGGCCCAAUGUUUUCCAACUGCAGCAGACCCUUAUGUUUGAACAAAGCUGAGGAGCCUUUGCUUGAAAUAUGCAUGGAUUGUUUCAAAGUUUAGACCAAGGGGUCCUCUUGUUCAAUCCCUAAUGAUCCAGAAAGUAAGAAGGCACACUGAACAUGCAAAGGGCCAUUUUAAAGUCUGUUAUCGAGAGACCCUUUGGAAGGUAUUUAGGUUUGAACCCUACUCCAACCUUGGAUUUUUCUUUAAACCAUCUUCCAAAGGUGAAGUUCACUAGCCAUUGAGCACAGUUCUAAACAUUGCUUUGGCACUAGUCAGCAGAUGGGGUUGGCAACCCAAUGCUUUUGUAGAAUGGGCUUGCAUGACUUUCAAAGCCUAGAGGCAAAUACGAGGUACAUUUUCACCUUGGUUUUGGUUUCCAGCCUAUUCCUGGUGGCCUCUACCAGCACUCCCAAUUUUGGUGAUCCAGAUCACAAAACUACAGGACAAUAUCCCAGAUCCCACUUGGGUGUUGCUUGGAAAGGUUUGUGAUGGUUAAGGCUGCAAAGACUGUCGAUCCCAACAUGUCACCCCUUUGGCCCCCCCGAGCUUUGUCCUAUGCAGAUCUUCUUUGUACUGUUUUGUUCUGUGUGCUCUGUAACUUGGGUGCAGUAGCCUCCUCCCCCUUUUUACUCUUGAUGCAUUCCAUCGAAGUUGUGUCAAUUCUAUUUUUCUCUGAAUCUGGGGAGGGUUGGGAAUCAUGGGGAUGGGGAAAUAGCAUGGAAAUAUUUUAAUGUAAAAAACUGUGAUACCUGAGUAAGUUAAACAUGAUCAAUAAAUGUUAAAGAAAAUGGGA